AUGGCAUCAACUACCAAGUAUCAGGCAGCGCCGACGCGCGACUCGUUCGAGGAGCAGAGCUACAGCCAGCCCCCUCCGUCUUACCAGGCAGAAGCCUCUGCCAUUCCUGGAAUCCCCAGAGACGAAGACGACAAUGUACCCGAUGAUUUCAAGUUCGGUGGCUCCGUCUCCGAAGCAACUCUCGACAUCCGCAUGCAAUUCGUCCGUAAGGUCUACUCGAUCCUGACCGUCCAACUUCUUGCGACCGCCGCUCUUUCUUCUGUCUCAUUCUUCAGCCCCGGCUACAAAUCAUGGAUUCAGACCAACCAGUGGAUGAUGUGGGUCUCACUGUUUGGUGCCAUCGGAUUCAUGCUCUUGACCUUCUGGAAGCGCAAGUCUUAUCCCACCAACCUACUCUUCCUUGCUGGUUUCACUGCAAUGGAGGCGUACUCGAUCAGUGUUGUCACAUCCUUCUUUGAGAGCAAGAUUGUGCUUGAGGCUCUAAUCUUCACCCUCGGUAUCUUUGUCGCACUCACCCUCUUCGCCUGCCAGACCAAGUACGACUUUACCAGCUGGAUUCCUUAUCUUGCCGGUGCACUCUGGGUUGUCAUCAUCUUUGGUUUCAUGGCAGCCUUCUUCCCUCACACCAGCACCAUCGAGUUGGGAUACGGCAUUGUUUGUGCACUCAUCUUCAGUGGCUACAUCCUGGUUGACACACAGCUAAUCAUGAGACACUACCAUGUUGAGGAGGAGAUUGCAGCUUCCAUCUCGCUCUAUUUGGAUAUCAUCAACCUGUUCCUGGCCAUUCUCAGAAUCCUGAACAGCCAGCAGAACAACUAG
Molecule: messenger RNA, 819 nt
Organism: Aureobasidium melanogenum CBS 110374
Lineage: Eukaryota; Fungi; Ascomycota; Dothideomycetes; Dothideales; Saccotheciaceae
Product: Bax inhibitor family protein
Exons: 2
Coding region: 1-819 (272 amino acids)
Cellular component (GO): membrane
Source: RefSeq, a predicted model, not a curated record